AUGACAGGUUUCACCGACAGCUGGAAGUUCCACGACCCCACAUCAAAUUCCUCCCACACGGUCACGCCCACCUCGUCCGGGCUCACGAUCACCAUCGAUUCCGGCGCGCGCACCGACUGGUGGACCACCGCACCUGGCUCUCAACCCGAAUCCUCCGCCCACCGCGACUCUGGUCCUCUCGCCUACCAGUCGCUUACCCUCGUCGCAUCUCAAAACUGGAAGCUCUCCGGCAUCGUUCACCAAGAGGGCAGCGAGCGGUUUCAGCAAACCACGCUGUUCGUCCAGCGCCUCAACCCGAAGGGCGGUCGCGAGGGUCAAGCGUGGCUCAAGUCCGGGAUCGAGAACGAGGGCGGACGAAAGUAUGUCGGUGUCGUAGCGACGAAUCCUUUCUCGGACUGGAAUGUCUCGCCGUUGUCCAAAGGGUCGUCGGUGCACAUUGAGAUCGAGAAGACCGGCCCCGACGUGCAUGUGUACUACACGGUCGAUGGGGAGCGGCUGCUGUUGAGGGAGAAGAAGGGAUUCGUGCUGCCGUUGGAUGGAGAAGAGGGCAAGGAGGAGUGGUGGGUGGGGGUGAUGGUGUGCGGCCCGCUCAGCGAGGGAACGAAGGGUAAGGUGGAGCAGGUCAAGCUUGAGCUGGUUGGGGGUUCGCACUAG
Kalmanozyma brasiliensis GHG001 is the source of this 654-nucleotide messenger RNA. Its product is annotated as Protein of unknown function DUF1349. Bases 1 to 654 code for a protein of 217 amino acids. Lineage: Eukaryota; Fungi; Basidiomycota; Ustilaginomycetes; Ustilaginales. The record is from RefSeq and is a predicted model, not a curated record. The transcript has a single exon.